Trichomonas vaginalis G3 is the source of this 570-nucleotide messenger RNA. RefSeq names its product GTPase protein. The transcript has a single exon. Gene Ontology annotation, molecular function: GTP binding; GTPase activity. The record is from RefSeq and is a predicted model, not a curated record. The coding region runs from base 1 to 570 and encodes 189 amino acids. Lineage: Eukaryota; Parabasalia; Trichomonadida; Trichomonadidae.
AUGACAACAUAUGAAUAUAAGGUUGUUAUGAUCGGUUCUGUUUCAGUUGGAAAGACAGCAAUUGCCAACCGCCUCCAGUUUAAGCGUUUUGAUGAAGAAUAUCAGCCAACUGUUGGUGCUGGAUACAUUCCAUACAGAACCACUUAUGAUGGUAAGGAUAUUGAGCUCCAAAUUUGGGACACAGCAGGUAUGGAGCGUUACAAAUCACUUGGAUCUAUUUACUACCGCGACGCAAACGCCGCAAUCAUUGUUUAUGAUCAAACAUCAAAUGAGUCUGCGGAAUCUUUAGAAUCAUGGUUGGAGAAUUUCCGCCAGACAGUCAAGACACCAUGCUACAUUGCUAUCGCUGGAAAUAAAGAAGAUCUCCCGAACAAAGUUGUUCCACCAGAGAAAAUCAAAGAUUGGGCAUCACAAAACGGAUUUGACUUCUAUAUUACUUCAGCCAAAGAUGGAACAGGCGUAAAUGAAAUGUUUAAUGCAAUGGUCAAAUAUUUAGUUAAAUCAAACAAAGAAGAAGCAACAAAGGGACCUGCUCUCAGAAAGACUAAGAAGUCAGGUGGCUGCUGCUAA